Molecule: messenger RNA, 5456 nt
Organism: Camelus dromedarius (Arabian camel)
Lineage: Eukaryota; Metazoa; Chordata; Mammalia; Artiodactyla; Camelidae
Gene: CYB5R5
Product: NADH-cytochrome b5 reductase-like
Exons: 7
Coding region: 302-1240 (312 amino acids)
Molecular function (GO): cytochrome-b5 reductase activity, acting on NAD(P)H
Source: RefSeq, a predicted model, not a curated record
GCCUGCUGGGAACGAAAGGGGCUGGACGCCAAGCCUCGUUGUAUGAGUGACAGCUGCUUUAACCUAUCACAGUCAGGGAAUCCUCGUCUUGCCCCCACCACGCAGGCCGUCCUCAUUUUCCCACAGGUGAAACCUCCUCGCCUCCCCGGGUGAGGGAGGGAACCUGCAAGAGCCUCGCCAGAGGGGAACCGCAGGUGGGUAGGCUGGCAAGGGAGCAAGGCCUGGGCCCCUGGCCUCAGAGAACCAAGCCUGCUCUGUGAAGAGCCCUAGUUGUCCCUCGCAGCCUGAAGCCCCACUGGCGAUGGGCGAGAGGGAGGAAGAUGACAAGGAAGCCUGGCUGCAGCUUCGACCAGUGGAGCCCUUGCCUUCCCAGUGCUGUGGCGCUGGCUGCUCGCCCUGUGUGUUCGACCUCUACCAGCGAGACCUGGCAAGGUGGGAGGCAGCCCGAGCCAGCAAGGACAGGAGCCUCCUGGGUGGGAAAGAGUCACAGAGCUGCCCCUCCAAGCUGAGCCCAGAGACCUUCCUGGCCUUCCGCAUCAGUGCCGUGGACAAACUUACCAAGGACACCUACCGUGUCCGGUUUGCACUACCCAGAAAUAGCCAGCUUGGCUUGCGGCCUGGCCAGCACCUCAUCCUACGAGGGAUAAUAGAUGACUUAGAAAUUCAGAGAGCCUAUACACCCAUCAGCCCUGCCAACGCAGAAGGAUACUUUGAAGUUUUAAUCAAGUGCUACCAGACUGGGCUGAUGUCCCGGUAUGUCGAGUCCUGGAGAGCAGGAGACACGGCUUUCUGGCGAGGACCUUUCGGAGGCUUCUUCUAUAAACCAAACCAGUACGGUGAACUCCUCAUGCUGGCUGCAGGUACUGGCCUGGCCCCCAUGGUGCCCAUCCUUCACAGCAUCACAGACAAUGCAGAUGACGAGACAUUCAUCACCCUGGUGGGCUGCUUCAAGACCUUUGAGGGCAUCUACCUGAAAGCCUUCCUCCAGGAGCAGGCCCGUUUCUGGAAUGUCCGCAUCUUCUUUGUACUCAGCCAGGAGAACUCCCCAGAGCAGCUUCCCUGGAGUUACCGGGACAAGACCCACUUCGGCCGCCUGGCCCAGGACCUGAUUGAGGAGCUGGUGGGCUCCUGCCGGAGAAAGCCAUUUGCGUUGGUCUGUGGCUCCGCCGAGUUUACCAAGGACAUGGCCAGGUGCUUGCUGAGCGCGGGCCUCGCCGAGGACUCCUACUUUGUCUUCUAGGCCUGGCCUCCCUUCCAAAGCUCAGGCCAGAGGCGUGGCACUGGGACACAGGAAGGAGCACAGACUGGUCUCGAAGACGUGAAAGGAAGACCGCUGCUAACUCUCCAAGUGACCUUGGAUGAAUGUGUACACCUCUGUGCACCUCCAUUUCUCAUCCACCCCGUAAAGUCCCUGACUCCCUCAGGCAGGCAUCUUGCUGCUGGGUGGAGGGAGGAGGGCGGAUGGGGCUGUAGGAGCCCUGAGGAGGAGAGUGCCCAGCGUUUGUCAGGGAGGACUCCUUGGAAGGAGCCAGGUCCCGGCUGAGUAGGAGUUGGCAGGAGAAGGGGUGGGAGGGGCUUCCCUGGUUCUUCAGAUGCCAGGGUUUGUAAGGGGCUCCUGUCAGGCCCUGCCCUGUAAUGCCAGUGCCAAAGCCUAUCUUCCCUGAAGACUACGUAUCUCUGUAGCCUCGGGGUUGGCUCAUAUGGGGCCCUCACUGAGUCUUUAGGGAAUGACCAUAGGGGAGGCUGAGAGCUCUUUGGAGAAGGAACUUGAUAUAUGUUCCUCCAGUGCCACAAGCCUGACUCGAUGAAGAUUGUGGGUUCUGUGACCUGACCACAUAUCAGAACAAGGUGGGGCCCUAGAUUACCUUUAUUUUGUUUUGGCCCCAGGCCUCUCCUGCUACAAAGGGCUUCAUUCCCAGUACCCCUUCCUUGGCUUAAGAGUCCAGCCCAGAGUCCUUUCCCAGCAAAAGAGGCAUGAAAGCAAAUGCCCCUCCCUCCUGCAGGCUGCCGGCUCAGCCUUCUGCUCAGGCGCCCUGGUGACGGUUGCUAUGGAGAUCUAAAGAUAGAGCAGGAGUCAGGAGACCUGGGUCCUUCUCCCUGCUCUGCCCACUGAGCUGCUGCUGAUUCCAAUCCACUCCCGUCUUCCCUUCCUACCCCUCCUCGCUACCUACCUGAAUGGGGCAUGCCCUCCCCAGGGAAUCCAGCACUCCUGGGUAGCGCACUGCAGUUAAUGAAUUCUGCUUUUUGCAGCCUGGGCUCCAGCAUGCUGCUCCAGCUCAGACUGGCUACAGGCAGUCCCAGAAUUGGAAUAUUAAGCCAUGGAAUCUCAGAACCAGAGAACCAGAGAAUUAUAGAGUUAGAAUUUUGCAGUCAUAGAAUCAUAGUCCUCAUCAUAUCAUAGAUUAAAGCUCAGAACUCCAAAAAGCAUCCCGUCUACGAGACUCAUGGUAUUAACGGGGAAACCAAGACCCUGCGAGGCCAAGGGACCCGCCCAAGGUGAAGUGAUAGUUCAUGGCAGGGUCAGUGUUGAAGCCAGGUCUCUGGUGUCAGCCCUGUCUUCAGAGUUCUGUACUAGCGAUUUUUAAACUGAGCUCUGCAGGACACUAGGGUUGCUGGCAUGGCAGCAGUGAAAGGAUGACCAGGGGGAGUCUCCAGGCCCCCUUUCACCCAGAGCAAUUCUGGUUUUAGCCCAUUUAUAUCAUGGGGCUUGGAGUCAUUUUCGUUUGUGAAACAGGGUUUUCCUACACUGCCCAAAAAGUUGUGACAAAUCUCUAUGCUGUGCCAUGUUCAAUAAAUAAUCGUGACAAGCAGUUGGGGGAUGGUGUCAAAGGUUCAAAGCAAGUUUCACGGGCAGAAUUCCAUGGUCAAAUAGACGUGGGGAGCACUGCACGUGACUCUCACCAAGAACCAUGCGCACGUGAGCAUGUUAAAGGCUCUGAAAAGUCCGGUAGUGAAGAGAUGUUUUUCAUUUUGUUUAACCCAAAGUUUCCCAGACUUAUUUAACUAGAAAGCAUUUUAUCCUCUAGAAUCUUUUGAGACUGGCAUUCCAUGAACUACGCUUCAGGAAUUGCUAGUCUGUUGCAAAGGUGUCUUCAGUACAGCAUAAUGAGUGGGAAGGCCCUUCCCUGAGCGUCAGAGGUCCCGAGCAGGAACUGUGAUCUCUUAGAACCUCUCCUGUGACUUGCGCGGGACAUUUUUUCUUUCUCAGGGCCUUUCUCUGAAAUCUGAGCAUCCUCCUCCACCCUUUCCUCGCCCUCACUUAGCAUGUCCUGUUGAGUCUACUCACACAUACUCCUAGAGGGCCUGUUAUGAGCAAGACCCUAGUGUAGGUACUGAAGAACCAGCAGUGAACAGGCAGGGCCGUCUUGGUAAGCUCCAUCACAGAGCUUAGAGCCCAACAAGGAGGGCAGAAAUUAAAGUUGUGAUUCUAAAAGGGAUGAGUGUGCUAGAAAGGGAGGCACAGCGCACUAGGAGAAGGGAUGGCAAGGGCUUUAACCUGGCCUAGGGGACUGGGUAGGGGACGGCCACUGAGGAUAGGGGUCUCAAAGGCAAUCCUCCUGCUCUUAGUUAGGGGUGAUGGAGGUCCCCACUUAAGCAGGGAGGGAUCUGGGGCAGUUCUUGUAUGUCUGUCUUUGUCCCAUUUUUUAGAUAUUUGAUGUUUAAGUGUGAGAUAUGGCCACCCAGGGAUAACCCACAGUCCCUCUUAUCCUAGAAUGUGUUGCCCCCCACUUCCCCUCACUUUGUGUGGGAUCUGGGCAGUCUGGGUGCUGGUGGGGUCUCUCAUCUUGGGACAUUGGUGAGGGCCCAGCCACACCCUUGGUGCCAAAUGCUAGGGGGCUCAUGUCAUCUGGAAACUUGAGAGCUCGUGGCCGUGUCCUGUGCCUCUAAAGAUGAUUAGUGAGCCCAAAAAGAAGACUCUUUGAAUCAGGGGUCAGCUGGCCCAUUCCUCCCUUUCUCCUGGUGCUGCCCCUGCCACGUGUCGUGGGAGGUGUGCUGUCAGGGUGAGGGGGCUAAAAUCGAGGACAGCCUUGGUUCCACCCUCACCGCUGCAGCAUUCCCCUCGGCCUCCAGCCUCCGGCCUCUCCCCCACACCCUCUUCCACACUGCAGUCAGACCCCUUUUUUUCAGAAUUUUAAUAAGAACACUUAACAUGAGAUCUACCUCGUAACAAAAUUUUAAGUGCACCGUACAUUGCUGUGGAGUGUAGGUACAGCGGUGGGUGGCAGCCCUCCACAGCUUAUAGAGACCGCUUUUUCUAAGACAGAUCUGAGUGCAUCACUCCCUUGCUUAAAAUCCUUCAGGGGCUCCCUGCUGCCCUCAAGAUAUAGCAUCUUGACUCUGCUUACCUCUCCAGACUUAUUUCAACAUUUUAUGUGACUGUCCCCCUCCCCACCACUCUUACAUUCCAUGCCUGUUCUCUUGGGUCCAUCAGUCCCGUCACAUCUGAGGCUCCCUCUGCCCGGUCCAUCCUUCCACCCUCCUGCCGUCCACUCACCUUUGUCUCCUUGUCUGUAGAGGGCUUACUUAGCUCAGUGCCACUUCCUCACAGAGGCCUUGCCUGCCUUUGCACUCCGGGUUAGAUCUUGUACAUUAUUCUGUUGUCGCUCCCAUCAAACUGUCUGCAUGUGAGCAUGUCAGGGGCCCGUACCGGGGCCUGUUCAUCGUGUCCCCAGCGUGGAAGGGUGCUCAGUAUUUCCUGGGUGUCAAAUACCCGAGUAAUAAACAGCUUACCUUCAUGGAGUACUUUACAGGUUGCAAAAUGCUUUUCAGCUACAUUGACGCACACGGUUGUCACCAAAAUGUGUACUAUUUUAUUACUCCAAUCUACAGAUGAGAAAACGAAGCUUCUGAGACAUUAAACAGUUCUCCAAGGUCAUUCAGGGCUACAUGCUGCAAUUGUGAUAUAGGUUAUAUAUGACACGUGGGGCACCCAGGAGAUGUGAAUAAAGAUUUUCACUGCUGUACUAUUUGAAACUGCAAAGAAUAAAAACUACCUGUGUGUUCAUCAGCAAGAAAAUGAAGAAAUGAACUGUAUAGACUCAUACAUGGAAUACUAUACAGCAGUUAAUAUGAGGGAGCUAGAUCCGCAUGCAUCAACUGGGUAAAUCCUAAAACUAUAACUGAGUGAAAAGCCAAUUGUAAAAGGAAAGGUACAAUGAGAUACCCAUAUUUGGAAAGUUUAAAAACACAAAAUAAUACCAAAUGCUCAGGAAGGAGGCUCACCAACUUCCAGGAGUGGGGUGACCUCUGACAGACAGAAGGGAAGGGGAGGGGAUGGGAUGGGGGCUUUUAUGUGUAUCACCUUAUUAUAAAAAUAUUGGAAAUGAGUAUGGCAAAAUAUGAUCAUCUGGUAAAUCUGAGUAAUGGGUUCACUGUUGUCUGCUUUAUUAUGUCCUACCUUUUUUGGCGUUUGAAAUAGUUUCAUAUUUAAAGAUUUUUAAAAAUUAAAUUAAAUA